Molecule: messenger RNA, 2752 nt
Organism: Drosophila eugracilis
Lineage: Eukaryota; Metazoa; Arthropoda; Insecta; Diptera; Drosophilidae
Exons: 2
Coding region: 1653-2606 (317 amino acids)
Biological process (GO): apoptotic DNA fragmentation
Cellular component (GO): nucleus; mitochondrial inner membrane
Molecular function (GO): RNA endonuclease activity; metal ion binding; nucleic acid binding
Source: RefSeq, a predicted model, not a curated record
CAAUCGGAGCAAUUGGAGAACCGUAGAAAAUUGGGUUCGUCAAUUAAACGACACCGUUAGAGUCCGAACAGGUGUAUUAGGUAUUCUGGAACUGAACAACAGGGAUCAACAGCCAACGCAGAUAUAUCUGGCGGAAGGUGGAAUUCCAGUUCCCAGGUGGGUCUACAAAAUUGUUCACAGUAUCACAAAAAAAAAGAUGUACGUGAUUCUGACAUCCAAUAAUGGAUGGGAAACCGAAAGACCAGAUCCAUCAUCGGUCUGUCGAGAGGUUGAUUGCCCGGAAACCUUAAAGCUUAGAGGGUCAGGACAUACCUUCUGCUGUGAAGCGAAAGACUUCAUUGAAAGGAAUAUCGCAAGUCGGUAUGAUGAACUCUGAAAAUGAUCAACACGGAGAUAUUAAUUAACAUCGUUAUGAUGUAUUAAUAUUUUUUGUAAAAGUUUUCUAAUAUUCUAAUUAAGAUUUUUGGUUCAACUAACAAAGUUUUUGGUUUGAAAUAUUAUGAGCCAGCUGGAUUUUAAUAAUGGGCCUCAUGUCCUCUGUCCAGAUACUCUAACUCUGGCUGCCAUGUAACAAAUAACAAACAAAUGCCUAACAAAAAUCAACAUCAAACAGGUCAUUUAUAUGCAGACGUGCUGUCCGAUGCAGUUAAAAGUGACUGUAGAACGCAGUAGAGAGCAGCUAACGUGGGUUAGUGAGUGAGUAAUACCCAAGUGAAUGAAACGAAGAGUAAAGAGCAAAUAUUUGUCACAAAAGUGUAAAGAUUAUACUCCGCGAGGAGAGAUGAGAGCAGUGCAAUUUUAAUUUUUGAGAUGCUACGACUCUCUGGUAAUGCGUUUUUCUCAGCACUUCAGUGAAUUGAUUAAACAUUGAUAGUACAAUCAACAUUUUUAAACAGUCGCAUUAUCACUGAGAGCAAUACCUAAACAAAAUACUGAGCUACAUUUAAUACACUUUAACGCUAAUAUUAAUCACCUUACUAUUAGUCAUGGUGUGCGAUAAUUUUGCACGAGAUAAGAAAAUAACAAAGAAACGAUAUAGUCCAGUUCCUCGACUAUAAGAUACCCUUUUGUGGCUUAUCUAAUUUUCAAAUAAUCAUUUUGCUAGAAAAAAUCGAGUCAGUGAAAACAUGAGGAAAACAUGUUUAAUAACUGAUGAUAAACCUCACAGUUUUCCGCGGCUAUUGAUCCUUUUCAAGAAUAUCAAACUUUAUAGAGUCGGAAAAAAUUCCUUCUACAUUUCUACAUACUUUCCAGCGAAUACAAUACACCCUUUUCCUCUAGGAGUAACGGGAAUACAAAUUUAAAAGGUCAGUUAACUAGAAAUUAAUAAAAUUAAAGAACGAAAGUUGUAUAAAGAAUAUAUCGGAGAAGGGAUGCUUCUUCCAUAUUUUCGCGACAGCACAGUCGUCACGUACGAUCGUUUUGACUCAUCAAGCUCAACUGACUACAUCAUUCCCUCUCUUGUGUUAUAUGUACUUACUCGUAUGCCUCGGCUGCCGUGCUUUUCGCUCAAUAUCAUCUACCAAAAGAAAAGAGUGUAAUUCCCCGAAUUCAGAAUGCCACUGAAAAUGUUCUCGCCGACGAAUACUAUAGAAUACCUAAAGAGAUAACAAUUAUCGCUAUUAUUCAGUGCUUUCUGUGCAGGCGAACUUAUGUCUAGCCAGUUUUCUUCAAUUCCUCAGUUCCACUGCUUGUAUCAACCUGUGAAGAUGUGGAGGAAUAUAUUUUGGUUAGUCGUACUUGUCGCGCUGGAUGCCACAUUUUUCCUACAAUCGCCUGAUUCCACUUCCAAAUGUGGGGGUGGCAGCACUACGCCAUUCCUUAAGACUGUCGAUGAUCCAAAUUGUCCGCAUGUUAUGUACAUUGUUGGGUUAAUAGUGGGUGACAAGGAAAUUGAGAUUUUUCGAAGCUGCUACGACCCGAAAACAAUGACAGCUUAUUACUCCAUCAGUCCAUAUAUCCCAACCAAUUCAAGAGCCGAUCGUCCUCAGACGGAGUUCUUCCGUGAUGGGUUGAUUUCCGCUGCAGAUGCAGCCUCCUUCCAGCGGGCUAAUAUCUAUAAUCAGUUUGAAGCUCUUUUGGGGCCUGGUCAGCAGUAUAUACCUUCGCCCCAAAGCUCUUCAUUCGACAGAGGACACCUGACACCCUCCGCAGACUUCUCCGACCCUAGGGUUAUGGAGCAAACAAACAGGUACAUAAACGCUUUUCCCCAACACUACCGCAUCAAUCGAAGCAAUUGGAGGACCAUAGAAAAUUGGGUUCGUCAAUUCGAAGAUACCGUGAGCAUCCUUACCGGUGUAUUAGGUAUUCUGGAACUGAACAAUAUGGAUCAACAGCCGACUCCAAUUUACCUAGCAGAGGGCAAAAAUCCAGUUCCCAAAUGGGUCUACAAAAUUGUUCACAGCGAAAAACAGGAAAUGACGUACGUGAUUAUGACAUCCAAUAAUGGAUGGGCAACCGAAAGACCAGACGCAUCAGAGUUCUGUAAAGAGAUUCCCUGCCCUCCAUCUUUAAUCCUAAAGGGGUUCGGAUUCACCAUCUGCUGUGAGCCACAGGACUUUAUUGAUAGGAAUCUCCCAAACUAUUCGGAUAAAUUCGAAAAAUGAUAAUGAUAAUAGCAGUUGAUGAUAGCAUUGGCUUUUUUGGUUAAACUCACUUGGUUUUGGGAUAUUGUGCCAUAUCGGAAGAAUAAUUGUUUUAAAGUUAAAUGAAGAUAGAUUAAAUGUAUUUAAAAAAGUUGUACAGAAUUAAA